GGCGGCGGCGGAGGGGGGCGGAGCGGGCGCCUGGGCCGCUUCUUCCUCCUCCUCCUCCUCCUCCUCCUCCUGGGCCGCGGUGGGGCUCCGCCGUGCCCGCCAUGGGGAUCCGCAAGAAGAGCAACAAGAACCCGCCCGUGCUGAGCCAUGAGUUCGUGGUGCAGAACCACGCCGACAUCGUCUCCUGCGUGGCCAUGGUCUUCCUGCUGGGGCUCAUGUUCGAGGUUACAGCAAAAGCAGCUGUGGUCUUUGUUACGCUUCAGUACAAUGUUACCAUUCCUGCCACAGAAGAACAGCCUAUGGAAACAGCCACACUCUAUCACUACGGCGUCAAAGAUCUGGCUACUGUUUUCUUCUACAUGCUGGUAGCAAUAAUUAUACAUGCUAUUAUUCAAGAAUACAUGUUAGAUAAAAUUAACAGACGAAUGCACUUUUCCAAAACAAAGCACAGCAAAUUCAACGAAUCUGGACAGCUCAGUGCAUUCUACCUUUUUUCCUGCGUUUGGGGAACCAGCAUUCUUGUGUCUGAGAACUAUGCGUCUGAUCCAACCUCACUCUGGAGAGACUAUCCACAUAUAUCGAUGCCGUUUCAAAUGAAGUUUUUCUACAUCUCACAGUUGGCAUACUGGUUCCAUGCUUUUCCAGAAUUGUACUUCCAGAAGACGAAAAAAGAAGACAUUCCUCGACAACUUGUUUAUAUUGGGCUUUAUCUUUUCCAUAUCUCCGGAGCUUAUCUGUUAAAUUUAACCCAUCUCGGGCUGGUUCUCCUUGUGUUGCAUUACUUUGUGGAAUUUCUCUUCCACAUCUCUAGACUGUUUUAUUUCAGUGACGAAAAGUACCAAAAAGGAUUUUCACUUUGGGCAAUUCUAUUUGUGUUGGGAAGACUUUUGACCUUGAUUCUUUCUGUCCUCACCGUUGGAUUUGGCCUUGCUAGAGCAGAGAAUCAAACAUUGGAUAUUAGUACUGGAAACUUCAAUGUGCUGCCAAUCAGAAUCAGCGUGUUGGCCUCCAUCUGCUUAACUCAGGCCUUUAUGAUGUGGAAGUUCAUUAAUUUUCAGCUGAGAAGAUGGAGAGAACAUUCCUCACCUCCUCAACCAGUAAAAAAGAAGUUCGUAGCGGCCAAAGGCAAGCUGCCUAAAAAAGAAAGAGAAAAUGGAAUAAAUGGAACAUUAACUUCAAAUGGAGCCGACUCGCCUCGUAGCAGAAAAGAAAAAUCCUCUUAAAACAGAACUUUAUUAAGUUAAUUGACUAAUAUCCCCAAAGAGAACUGCUUUUUAUGUUGGAAAGUCCUUCAGCACCUGAGUUCUUACUGUUGACAAACAAAUAAAAAUCAAUGGUUUUCGAUUAUUGCUACCAUAAUGGUUUUUGUGCAACUUUUUAAAACAUUUUAACUGAAAAAGGGGCCACCUUUUACUAUCUUUAAAAAAAUGAGUAUUAAUCAAAAUUCACUUGCCAAAAAUAGUAAUAGUCUGCCAUUCCUUCCAGCUUUACAAUUGUGAUGUAGCCCAUUCCAAAACUGUUACGAAGUUUGUUUGAGAAUUUGACGUUUAAAGUAAUACCAUAUCUGUUUUUAUAUAUUCUCUGAUGCUUAAGUGUAUGUUAUGAUUUUACAGCUCAGAACAGAAUUUGUAAAGCGCCAAAAUAAUCAUUACUUUGUAGGUGAUUCCUACGGUGGUUCAAGAAAUUCCCUUAUUAAAACACAGUUAGACUGACUGAAAUGUUCCAGAGUAUAUAUGUGUGCGUGUGUGUGUUGUCAAGGAAUCCGUUGUGUAUAUUGUGGGUAUUGUUGGGAUCAAAGUUUUUGUGGUAUAGGGCAUCCUACCAUAAGAACCGGCCACAAAAUAAGUUUAUAUCUUAAAAACAUACUGAGUUGCUCCUACAGCCGUUUUUAAUUUGGCAUGGUAACUUCUUGGUUUUCUUCAACCUGAUUUUGCUGACUCUCAGCUCUCUUGAUGCAGCCAGUGAGAUCUGGAUUCCUUGAACCCUGAUGUCUUCAGUACAAUUAGGAGCAGCACAUAAAACACCCAAGUAUGUGUUGCAAGCGCUGACCUGCAUGGCCCAGACUAGCGCUCUCUCAUCAGAUCACAGAAGCUAAGUAUGGUUGGCCCUGGUCAGUAUUUGGAUGGGGGGUCCACCAAGGAAGGCCGGGGUUGCUAUGCGGGCAAUGGCAAACCACUUCUGAACGUCUUCGGCCUUGAAAACCCUACAGGGUUGCCUUGAGUCAGCUGUGACUUGAUGGUGCUUUCCACCACCAUGUGUUACAAGAGGUAGUUGCGAACGAGUUGAUGGUACUAAAAAUAACAGUGCUGCUUGAUAAAGAUCCCCCAGUGCAAGGAAAGUUAUGUCAACCGCCAUCUCCCAUUUAUUCCCCAGUCCAAUAGCAGGUAGCAUUGCCAAGGGUUUAUCUCAAUGUUGAUAUUUCUGUGGUGGGUAGGGAAUUGCCUGACUACAAAAAAGCAUCUGACUACAAGGAGCAUAAAGAGUAUGGUAUGAAAACAAUAAGUUGGAACGACUGAUUGUGAAAUAUAUAUUGUUUUUUCACCGUCAAAAUAUUAGUGGGAUAAACCUCAGUAAGAAUCUCACUUGAGGAUUAUCUUGCUUUAAUUACACUAUAUGUGAAUAUGUAUCAGGUAGAAUUCUUAACAGAUGAAAGCUGUUAUAGAGCACCAGAUGAUCAAUGCUGAGGAGUAACAAAUGGCUUGGCCUGACUAUAUCCUUUCACUAGAUUUUAGCCGGCUCCAGAUAAUUGCUUCCGCGUGGAAGUUAAGCGUAGUGCUUCCACAGGACAUUGCCAUGUAUAGGAGGGAAGCGUUCUCUGAAGGGCUGCUAAAGUUCCCCAGCUUAGCUAAUUUACUUUAUUCACACAGUUAGAUAGCCUUUAAUUGGAGCAGGGACAAGUAAUGGUACUAUAAUGGGGGUUUCGUAGCGAGCCUUGACAAUCUGACCCAGAUCUCUGGGUAUUGCUGCGUUAGGGAGGAGAGAAGGUCAGAGCAGUUUCCACCUCUGAUCUUUGAGCAGGGAACAAAUCCCAGACUUUUCCAUGCGUCCUUUACUUGGUUUUAAAAAUAAUACAACAAUAAGAGUCGGGGCAUUUAAUAGCACCACCCCCAUACCGUCGAAACAAGAUCUUAUAUACUCAGUUAAAAGUAAGUCAUUUUUCUUAGCGAUAUGGUGUCUUGUUGUAUGGUUUAUUUGUGCAGAAGGGUCCAGCAUCAGCCAUGCCAAAGAAGCCACAUAGUCCAUAUAAGGGAUUGGAAUGUGAAUGACUUACAAAAUUACUAUUAUCUUCUAUUCCUUUCUAACCUUCCCCCCUGCGAUAGAUUUGGCAAAUUAACGUUCUGUCCCUAUGAAGUGACGGACAGUGCCACUAUCUUGAGCAUACAUUCCAAACACUCAAUAAUCCCAGUAUAUGGACUCCAUGCCUUCAGGUUUCUCACAACCACCCUGUCAGCGUCCUUUGGCGCUAGUAUGUUCAUAUCUGCAGGUUCUCAAGACAAUACUUUAUUGCACUCUGGACUAAGAGUGUGGUGUUUGAAUGUUUUCCUAGCUGGAACAACUGGAUUACUUUGUUCAGUUGUGUUUCGUGUAAAGCUUUUGUUAAUUUUAGCUUCUUUUUUCAGCCUAAAGCGGAGUUUUAUGAAAUUCAAACCUCACGAAAUGGUUCCAAUAAAAUGUAAUGGUAAAUGUAUACGUUUUCUUUCUACAAAUGAGACCGUGCCUGAUUUACAUUCCUGGAAGGAUUUUUUCGAGAUGUAUUGGGAUUAACGAGUUUGAUAGACUAUUGUUCCUUUAAUGUACAUUUCUAAUAAAUUCUUAAUAAAACAA
This is a messenger RNA of Eublepharis macularius, 3825 nucleotides long. RefSeq names its product translocating chain-associated membrane protein 1. Bases 102 to 1223 code for a protein of 373 amino acids. Gene Ontology annotation, biological process: SRP-dependent cotranslational protein targeting to membrane, translocation; protein insertion into ER membrane. The record is from RefSeq and is a predicted model, not a curated record. Gene Ontology annotation, cellular component: endoplasmic reticulum membrane. The transcript is spliced from 11 exons. NCBI's taxonomy places the organism in Eukaryota, Metazoa, Chordata, Lepidosauria, Squamata, Eublepharidae.